Molecule: messenger RNA, 823 nt
Organism: Condylostylus longicornis
Lineage: Eukaryota; Metazoa; Arthropoda; Insecta; Diptera; Dolichopodidae
Product: phosphomevalonate kinase
Exons: 3
Coding region: 154-711 (185 amino acids)
Biological process (GO): isopentenyl diphosphate biosynthetic process, mevalonate pathway; cholesterol biosynthetic process
Cellular component (GO): cytoplasm
Molecular function (GO): phosphomevalonate kinase activity
Source: RefSeq, a predicted model, not a curated record
UUCAAAACUAAGGUUUCAGAAAAAUUGAAAUAUAGAAAAUAUAAAAAUAAUUGUUUUAUUUUCAAAAUUUACUGAUAUUCACAAAAGUAACUUCGAAAAUUCACAUUAGUAAAAGUAACUUUCUAACCGUUUCUCUACUUCUCGCUUAUAGAAAUGGAAAAAAUUCAAUUUAUAAUAUUAUUUAGUGGAAAAAGAAAAACUGGAAAGGAUUAUAUUUCAGAAAAUUUACAUAAAAAACUUGGGUCGAUAGAAAGCCAAAUAAUACGAAUCUCAGAACCGAUUAAAUCUGCAUGGGCUGAAAAAUUAAAUUUGAAUUUAAAAGAAUUAUUAAGUGAUGGACCUUAUAAAGAAAUUUAUCGCAAAGACAUGAUCAAAUGGAGUGAUGAAAUCAGAUCAAAAGAUUAUGGCUUCUUUUGCAGAGAAGCUAUCAGCAAAGCAAAUAGGGAAAUAAUAAUUGUUAGUGAUAUUAGAAGAAAAACAGAUAUAAAAUUUUUUCAAGAGACAUUUCCAAAUAAAACAAAAACAAUUAGAAUCUCAUGUUCGAAUAAUGAACGUGUAAAUAGAGGAUGGAUAUUUGAAGAUGGUGUUGAUAAUGUGCAAUCAGAAUGUGAUUUAGAUGAUUAUACUAAUUGGGAUUUAGAAAUAUUGAAUGAAAACCAAGAUAUUAAUGAAAUCAUUGACAUUAUCCUAAAGUCAUUUAAUAUAAUUUGAUUAAGAUUAAAAAUUAAUUAUUGUACAAAAUCAAUUGCCUAAUAUUCAAUCAUACAUACAUAUUUUGUAUUUUUCUAAAAAGUUAUAUUCGAAUCAUAUUUACCUAUGUAAA